GUGUUGAACAGCGGCACCGACAGAGAUUGCUCUUUUCAGCUGGAAAUUCACGGUGCACUUCCGAAAAAGCAGGACGAAGCUAUGGCCCUCCAAGUGGAACCGGGUCCUGUGUCGUUCGAAAAUUCUCCUGCUGCUCUGCAUCCAGAAUGGGGCAGCAUCUGCCGUGUGUGUUUGAGGGAGAACGAGGAACUGUACUCCCUCUUCGAUCAGCCCCAAGAAACGGGUCACUUUACGUACGCGGAGAUCGUGAUGCAAUUUUCAAACAUGAUCAUCAGCCAGGACGACAAUCUGCCUUCCCAAAUCUGUGAAGGAUGUAUCAACGAACUGAUGACGGCCUACAGGUUUUGCCUGAAAUGUGAUAACACGAACGAAAUUCUUCAAUCAUAUCUUACCAACGAGCCGCAAGCUGUCGCGAAUGAACAGAUGCCCGGGGAACAAAAUCAUCCCGCAGGAAUUUCAGUUCAGUUGAAUUCCGGAGUGUCUUACACUUAUAAACCACCAAAUGGCCUCAACGUAACGUUGAUCUCGCGCCGAGAGCAGCAGCAUAAAGAAGUGCCGGUUGAGACUGCGUCCGACAAACUAGAGUCGUUAUCGGACAAAGAUGAAGCUUUUCUGAACGAAUCCGAAAUGGAUACCGUUGAGUACGUUUACGAAAAGUUGUCCGAUGUUCAAGAGGAUGCCAAUGCAAUCGAAUUGCCUCAGGCCAGUAGCAGUGGUGAGGUGGAACAGGAUAACACCGAGGGCAUUACGGAUCAAGGUGGUGCGACACCGCUCUACGAUCCGAUGCGCACGAUUCAAUCGAUCCGCAAAAGCAACCGCCCGGAUGAGGGCAUACCAACGAUCGAUACGGUCACAACACAGCCGGCCGCCGAUGGCAGCGGAUUCGAGACGGUGAUCCGGUUGAAACGGAACCUUCCGGUCGCCAAACCGACACACAAGUGCAAAAUCUGCAACAAAACCUACAAGUACAAACACGUCCUAGAGACGCAUCUGCGGCGCCAUCGAGGUGAGCGGCCGUACAAGUGUGAGCACUGUGAUAAGGCGUUCGUUGUACCGUUCGAGUUACGGCGGCACGUUCGUACCCAUACUGGUCAAAAGCCGUACAAUUGCCAGUUCUGUGGGCGAUCGUACAGUGAUUUUAGUAGCAAAAUAAAGCACGAACGUACACACACCGGUGAAAGACCGUAUCGUUGCCAGUAUUGCCGGAAAUCGUUCUCUUACUCUCAUGUACUUAACAACCACAUGCUGAUUCACACGGGAGUGAAAAAAUAUACGUGUUCAAUAUGCGGCAAGCAUUGUUCCAAAUCCAAUCAUCUGAAGACACACAUGAACACACAUCUAGCAGCCGGUGUACUGACGAACAGAAAGGACCGCAAAGUAAUUCCCAGCGUAGCGCCGCCUACUGUUAUUGAGACGACCUCGUCACUGGACGAGAUGCUGGGCAAGAGUACCGGCGAAGCAACCCCGAACAAACCGUCCAAUCAGCAAUCCACAGUCAUGCUUUUGAAUACCACCGAGCGAUCGUUGGUGGAAUCAUACGUUGAUGCGUCACAGCUAAGUACAUGGACGACGGUUUGCGGUGAAGGUCUCGGAGAAAUUGAAACAGCGAACCAACCGACGGUGGUGACGAUCGGCGGCGAGGAACUAGGAAAUGUGUCGAUCGUCAGCUUCAGUGAUUAUAUGAUGAAAAAUGGUGAAUUAGAAGAACUGAUCGAUGAAUCAAGUGUACAACUCGCGAUGUAGCGCGAGUUGGAAGAAGGACGAACCAGUUGAUGUUAGAUCUCGCAUCAUCGGCGAUGCGCCGGUAAUAAAAGAAGACCGUUUUUUGU
Anopheles aquasalis is the source of this 1829-nucleotide messenger RNA. Its product is annotated as zinc finger protein 184-like. NCBI's taxonomy places the organism in Eukaryota, Metazoa, Arthropoda, Insecta, Diptera, Culicidae. The record is from RefSeq and is a predicted model, not a curated record. Gene Ontology annotation, molecular function: zinc ion binding. Gene Ontology annotation, cellular component: nucleus. Gene Ontology annotation, biological process: regulation of gene expression.